Molecule: messenger RNA, 1398 nt
Organism: Dendroctonus ponderosae (mountain pine beetle)
Lineage: Eukaryota; Metazoa; Arthropoda; Insecta; Coleoptera; Curculionidae
Product: alpha-methylacyl-CoA racemase
Exons: 2
Coding region: 157-1281 (374 amino acids)
Biological process (GO): bile acid metabolic process
Cellular component (GO): mitochondrion
Molecular function (GO): alpha-methylacyl-CoA racemase activity
Source: RefSeq, a predicted model, not a curated record
GAACACACAUGCCACCUGAUCACACAUAACCAAUAAUAUUAUGGAAUAUGUGGCGGCUCCUCUUUUAACGCCUUGUGAUCAGACUCACAGAUUAGAACUAUCAGACACAGACUAUACGUUCUAUCAAUUUAAUUGGCCAUUCGAAUAAGUCAAGAAAUGGCUUUAAACGGCAUCAAAGUGGUGGAAUUUGCAGGGCUGGCGCCAGCCCCCUUUUGCGGCAUGGUGCUGGCCGACUUUGGGGCCUCGGUCAUCCGGAUCGACAAAACGGGCCCCCCCGCUCAGUUCGACUUUUUGGACAACGGCAAGAAGUCCGUGUCCUUGAACUUGAAGUCCCCCGAAGGGGUGAAGGUCGUUAGACGACUAAUUCAGCGCUCCGAUGUAUUAAUUGAGCCCUUCAGGGCCGGGGUUAUGGAGAAACUAGGCCUGGGUCCCAAAGUGUUGAUGGCAGACAACCCACGGUUGGUCUAUGCGCGGUUGACCGGCUUCGGGCAAAAAGGGGCUCUGGCAAAGCACGCCGGGCAUGACAUCAACUUUCUGGCCCUGUCCGGGUUGCUAUCGCUGUUCGGCCGCAAGGGGCAGAGCCCCACUUUUCCCGUUAACUUAGCGGCGGACUUUGGGGGCGGGGGGCUAAUAUGCGCCCUGGGCAUCGCCCUGGCCCUGCUGGAGCGCCACAAGUCCGGCAAAGGGCAGAUUGUGGACUGCAGCAUGACUCACGGAGUGGCCUACUUGGGCAGCUUCCUCUACCGCUCCCAAGGCUCGACCCUGCUGUGGGGCAAUGAGCGGGGCGCCAACCUGCUCGACUCGGGCGCCUCCUGCUACGACGUAUACAAAACCAAAGACCAGAAAUACAUGGCUGUGGCUGCGGUAGAGCCCCAAUUCUACAGCCAAUUGCUGCGCCAGCUCAACAUAACGGAAGAAGAGGCGCCGCAGAUGGACUACGCGACCAGUCGCGCGCUGUUUGAACGAGCCUUUUUGCAGAAAACCCAAAAACAGUGGUGCGAAGUGUUCGAUCAGGUGGACGCGUGCGUUACUCCAGUGCUCGACCUGGAUGAGGCGCCUUUGCACCCCCACAACAGGGAACAGGGCGCCUUUUCGGGCCCCGCCCCCAAUCCAGCGCCUCAGCUGAGCAGAACCCCGGCCCAGUCGCACGCGCACCUCAGAAGCCCCAAAAUUGGAGAGCACACUGUGGAAGUGCUCAGCGACUUGGGGUACACGGGGGACCAAAUUCAGCAGCUCCAAUCCCAGGGUGCUGUUUUUAAUGAGAGCAAGGCCAAAUUGUAACGGGCGGGACUUAUAGGCGUAUAUAUUUAGAGUUUUGGGGGCACUGAUGUAAAUAAUUAUGAUUCUUGAUUAAUUGGACUGGAGUUAAACAAUAAAUGCGAAAAAAAUACUAUGCAA